AUGUUUCUUCUGACCGUAGGUGAGACACUCCCGACACCGCCACCCCCGCAUUUACCACCACCACCACCCCCGGUGCCACCCAGACGAAGAAAGAAAAAACUAAUAAACGCAGAAAUUUGCAGGGAUGAAGAAAAACGUGACGGAAUGGAUGUUAAGAUGUGUGCGAAAAGAAUUGAUCGGAAACGUUUACCCCCACCACCACCGCCAUAUCAAAUACCAAGAAAAACUAAAACCAAAUUCGUUGAUAAGAAUGAAAUUCAAACGAGAAUUAUAAUUCACGAAGAAUCUUUGAAAAUUGACAUUGGGGAUGAACGGAGUGAGGAGGACAUCGUUUCUUUACAAUCGUCAGAUCAUUUUUCUCAUUUUGAAAAUAAUAUUUUGAAAACGAGUGACGAAAGACUCGAAGAACAAUUGAAACUUCACGAAAAUACCAAAAGAGAGUCGACGGUUAGUGAAAGUAUCGAAAAAAAUGAUUUCAAGGUUGAUGAGGAUCCUAAAAAAGAAUUGAAAGUCGAUGAGAGAACUGAAAGUGAUUCGAAGGUUUACGAAAGUCCCAAAAGAGGUUUCAAGGUUGAUUAUCAGAGGCCUAGAAGAGAAUUAAAGAUCGGUGAAAGUCCACUAAGUGAGUUGGAGGUUAGUGAAAGUCAACUAAAAGAGUUCAAGUUCAGUGAAAGUCCAGUAAAAGAGUUGAAGGUUGCUGAGAGUCCAUCGAAAGAGUUCAAGGUUGCUGAAAAUCCUAAAAGUAAUUUAAAAAUUAACGAAAAUUCUGAAAAAAACGACGAACCGUUUAUUGUUUCACCCAGAUACGGUGACAUUGUGAGAAAAAAAGAAUUCAAUAAAUAUCCACCCCUAUUUUUUACCCUCGAUGAUCUUCGAAAUGUCAUAACUGAUGACAAUUCAACGAUUGAAAACAGAUCGGAAGAGACAAGUAUCGAAGAAAAUCCGAUAAAAAAUGUCACAGGAAUAGAAUCGAAAGUUGAAAAGGAAGUUGACGAGAAUUCAUUCGUAGAUAAUAAUAUCACCAUGGAAAAUGAGAUUUGUUUUCGGGUAACACCGACAAAUUUUCCCUUUGAAAAAUGUUUGGAUAGAUGGAAAACUUCGUUAGAAGAAAACGAGGAAUUCGGUAUCGAAGAUAGGAACAGUUUUAUUUUUGAAAAUUACAUCGACAGAAGUAACAGGUUGAAUGUUAGACGAUCAAGGUCAUCAAUGUGUUACGAUAUUAUUGAAACUGAUGGGAAUAAUAUAAUCGAGGAACAUACUGCAACCAAAGUGAGAUUCGUGAUAGAAUCACCGAGUUCUUCUUCAACACCUGAUGAUCUUGAUGAUGAUAGUUUUCCAAAUGUUUCCAACGAGGAAACUUCUGAAUUAUCGAUAAAUAAUCAUCAACUAAAUCAAUCGGACACUCAAAUUUUCGACAAAGCUGAUUUAUUCGGUGAUGUACCAUUCGGUUCGUUGUUAAAUAAGAAAAACAAUACCAAUGAAAAUUCCGAAAUCAUUUGUCGUACGGUUAAUUUAAUAAAAGAUAAUUUAGAAUCUGAAAAUAAUCAAAUGAAAUCAUCUAAUGAAGAUAAUAAAUCUGACGAAUUUACUUCCGAUAACACAUUAUCUUUAUUUUCGGAUAAUUGUUUUACUGAAAAAGAAAUAGAUGAAUUUAAGAUAGAACAUAAUUGUUCAUCUCAGAAAUUAUCAAUGAAUUUUGAAAAUAUUAAAAACAACAAGGAGAAUGAGAACGUUGAUUACAUUUUGGAAAAUAAUCAGAAUAUUCUUGAUGAUCAAAACGAUCAAUUGCAUUCCAAAAAAGAGUUGAAUAAGAACGAGCGUAGAAAAAUUUGUUUAACUGAAUCGGUACGAAGUUUCAUGAACGAUGAUUCUUUAGUUUGGGAUGAAUCCGACGAAGACGAGGAUGAAACAUUUAUCGAUUCGAAUUGUUUAAAGUUAGACACUUCUGUGGAAGUUCAAAGUGAAGAUUCAAGUGUGACGAGAAUAGAAGAAUCAAAAGAAGAAGAAGGAAGAAGAGGAUCAAUUUUAACUGUGCCAAGUUUCCAAGAGUCUAACGAUAAGAUGAUGAUGAUGAUCGUUGAUGAUUCAACUAGCAAAGAAACUAUGAAUAAUAAUAAUAAUAAUAGUAAACCUGUUCCAGUUAACGUAAGACGAAAUUCAUUUUUAGAAACUAUGCUAACGGGUGGUGAAAUUCGAUCGAAUUGGAUGAAUUGCGAGAUCGUAGAAACUCAUCCGAAAAAUAAUCGAUCGAAUUCGAUCGAGGAAUUGAAUAAUCAAAGAGAUUCCAAUUUACUGAAAUUAAAUAAACAACAGAAUGUAGGAAAUAAUGAUAAGAAUUCGUUAUUGAAUGAAAAACGAAUGAUUGAGGAUGAUGAUAUCAUCUCAAACGUGAAAAACAAUGUUCUGAAUGAACUAAUAUCCAAUUUUUCUACGAUCAAAUUGAGAAGUGUGAUGAAAGAUGAUGACAAAUUCAAAUCAAAAUAUUCAUUGAAUAAUGUUGAAUCUGUCAUUUCGGAUAAGAAAGAUAAAAUAGAAGAAGAAGUAGAAGAAUUAGAAGUAGAAAUAAAUGGGAAAAAAGAUGAUGUGACAGAUGAUGAUGAUGAUGAAGAUAAAAAAAAGAUGAUUACUGCGAAUCAGAUAGCAGUUGAACGAAUUCAAGCGGAAAUAAAAGAAACCCGACAGUUGGACGAGCAGAUGAUGAUGAUGACAAAAAAUAAGAAUUCUGAGAUUCGUAAAAAGAAUUUCGAGUUUGAUUUAAAUCAUACUUAUAUUAAAGAUUCUAAGAUAAUAAUUAAUAACGAUAUCGAAGAUAAUUUGUCUUCGUGUGUACGUGAAAUUAUUGUAGGGAAUGAACAAGUGAUGAAAAUAAAUAUGAUCGAUGAUGAUGAUGAUUUAGAUGAAACAAUUAGAAAUGAGAAAGAAUUAGAUUUGAAGAAGAUUAUGAAGAAAACAAAUCAUAGGACAAAGUAUGAUGAUGAUUAUGAUGAUGAUGAUGAUUUAGAUGAAACAAUUAGAAAUGAGAAAGAAUUAGAUUUGAAGAAGAUUAUGAAGAAAAAAAAUCAUAGGACAAAGUAUGAUGAUGAUUAUGAUGAUGAUGAUGAUAGCGUUGAUAAUAAGUGUGCCAUAAUUAGAGAAAAGACUCCCAUUGUAAUAACCCAUUGUAAUAAUGAUGACAAUAACAGGGCCAUAACGACACCCGUAGAUUUAAGUAACGACCAAUCGUUAGCCGAUCAUGACGAGACACUAACGAUAAUCCCAGGUAGCGUUAAGAAUUUUGUUAAAUAUUACGAGAUUAUCCGUCAGGAAAAAACGACGGCCUUUGAAGAUUCUAAAAUUAAUGAUAGGAAGAAAAUGUUAGUUAGAUCGAAGGAGGAAAACAAAUUACGUUCGAACGUAUCGAACAAGAUCAGAAAUUUUGAAUAUAAGGAACAAUCUGAUAAACCGGCUGCGAGAACUAAUUACAAUGAAGUAUACUACAAAGAAGUUGAGAAGAUUGAUGAAAAGAAAAAUGAUUUUUAUCCGAUAACGAGUAGUCCUGAAUUAUUGACGAAUGAUAUUAGUUACACCAUGAUUGUUAAAAAGGUUGUUCAACAACAACCUAACGAUAUGAAAAUUGAGUGCGAAGAAAAUUCAUUGGGAUCAUCGAUCAAUGGAUUUGAUGUUAAUGAUGAGGAUCAAAAUUCGGUUGAAAUUAUUCAUCGUAAGAAAUCAGUGCAAUUCAGUAGUGAACAAGAGGUUAUGAUGAUACGGGUUCAAGAUAAUAAUCAUCAGGAUGAUCAUGAAACUACUUUCUCGCAGCCUGUUAAACAACAUCAUCUUACACAGGAAGUCGUCCCCGGGACGGAUUACCAGAAAAAUUCAGGUAUUAAUCGAAUCGCUUCCAACGUUGAAAAUAACAACACACGCCUCGUAUUUUAUUGUACGGUUUAAAAAACCAUCAUUAUUUUCCUACCAUAGUGUUAGUUCUAUUAUUAUUAUUUUUUUUUUUUACAUAUUGUCGAAAAAACAUUUUAAUUUUUUACUUAAAUUGUCCUAACACGCAACAACAAAUUUAUUUUUUUUUUAUUCAAUAGACUGUGUCGAAUAUUUAGAAAAAAAAAAAAAAAAAAACAAGAAAUAAGGUUCCUCGAAAUAUUUUACAAAUAUUUUUAUUGUUGUUGUUGUUGUUGUUGUUGUUAAACAAUCUUCUUCUUUUUAAUUAUAAUUAGUAUUCGCAUUAAAUCUCUUAGAGUAAAAGAAACAAAAAAAAAAAGAACAAUUCGAGAUAGAAUCUUUUAAGCGUGUACGCGUGUACAUACAUACAUACAUACAUACACGUAUGUACAUAUAUUGUGUGAUAUUCGUGAUACGUUUUUAAACAAAUAAAAAGAGCAAAAAGAAGACAAAAAAAAAUAAGAAAGAAAGAAAGUAAGACAGUAGGAAGAAUCUUUGAAUCUUUUCGUUUGUGAAAGUCAGCUUUUAGCUCUGUUAUUGUCGAUAGUGUAAUACAAACCACCACCCCCCACUCCCACCCCCGCCCCCCUUUCUUACCUCGCGAGAAACCCCCAUAGAAAAUAUUCUUAUUGUUUAUUCUUCUUCCUCCUCCUUCUCUUCACCUGAAACCGCCCCCCCCCAUCCCCCUUUUAUUUUCUUUUUAUUUUAUUCGUUUGAUAUUGUUUAAUAUAAAACAACAAAAGUUAUGCACGAGUGUUUAUCCUACCCUUUAGCAAUGCGUGUGUGUAACAACACACACACACACGUGCAUGUUCGAAGUAAUUGCCCUUAGUGAGACAAAGAAAAACUAAUAAAGAGAGAAAGAAUGUAUGAGUAAUUAUGCGUUGAGUUUGUGUUUGUUUGCACACGUGCAAGUAUGUUUUAUGCGUAAAUGUCUCUCUGUGUGUUUGUAUGUGUGUGUGCGUGUGUGUAGAAAAUAAUUAAGUUUAUUCGUCACAAUGCGUUACAUAUAUGCACGAACCUUGUUUUAUAGUACAGCAAUAUACAAUACGUAAUAUAUAAUUCAUACAAGAUACAUAUAUAUGUACACACACGUUUAUGUAGACAUAUGUAUGUGUUUGUGUUUAUAUAUAUAUAUAUAAAAAUAAUAAGUUUCCUCUCCUGGAACGUGCAAUCAUUCGAGUUUAAAUAAAAUAAAAUAAACCACACAAUAUAUAAUAGUUUUUUUGCUGUUGUAAUAUGUAAUGUACAUUACAUAUUAUAAUAUAUCUGUAAUAUUACGUUAACGGUCUUAUUAUACUUGUUGACUUAUUAUUUAAGUGUGUGUGUCUAUUUUAAACAAAUUUGUUUUUAACGUUACACGUUAUAUCGAAGUUUUACGUUGAAAAAUGAUUUGUUCGUGUAAGAGAAGGAGAAGGGGAUGAAGAUGAAGAAAAAAUUUUCAAUAGAAAAAAAAACAAACAGAUAGAAAAAUGUGUACUACUAUCUACUACCCAUUACCUAACUACUACUAAAUUUUUUAACUGUCUGUACUCUGUUUUACAAACCGAGAUUCAUCUGUUUUACCGACCGAGUUUUAAUCUGUUUUACCGACAGAGGUUUUUAACUGUUUUACCAUCAGAGCCACGAAAGUAAAGGAACUACGGAAAUAAAGAAAGCAAUUAUUAAUUUUAAAUGAUCAAUGAGUUUGCAAUUACCUGCAAUAAUUCUUUUCUUUAUGCAAAGAAAAUUUGUUUAAUGUCGGUACUCUGCUUUACUCACCGAGAUUUAUCUGUUUUACCGACUAAGAUUUUAACAAAUGUUUCCUUCGUGUUUAUUAAACAAAUAAACGAAUAAGAAAAAAAAAUAAAAUAUAUAUAUAUAUAUA
Molecule: messenger RNA, 5800 nt
Organism: Polistes canadensis
Lineage: Eukaryota; Metazoa; Arthropoda; Insecta; Hymenoptera; Vespidae
Exons: 2
Coding region: 1-3930 (1309 amino acids)
Source: RefSeq, a predicted model, not a curated record